Messenger RNA from Penicillium verhagenii, 453 nucleotides. RefSeq names its product transcriptional coactivator p15/PC4 family protein. Gene Ontology annotation, biological process: positive regulation of transcription initiation by RNA polymerase II. Bases 1 to 453 code for a protein of 150 amino acids. Lineage: Eukaryota; Fungi; Ascomycota; Eurotiomycetes; Eurotiales; Aspergillaceae. The record is from RefSeq and is a predicted model, not a curated record. The transcript is spliced from 2 exons. Gene Ontology annotation, molecular function: DNA binding; transcription coactivator activity.
AUGACUUCACGCAAGCGCUCAUCAGAUGCGCAGAACCUGGGUGAUGAUAGCCUUCAGGCCAAGAAAGCCAAGGUUAGCUCAGGUGAUGCAGGCAUCUCGAAGGUGGAUUCGAAUGGAGAUAAGUAUUGGGAAAUCUCCAAAAUGCGACGAGUAACCGUCUCCUCAUUCCGCGGAAAACCCAUGGUCAGUGUGCGUGAAUUUUACGAGAAGGAUGGUCAGGAGCUUCCCGGCAAGAAGGGAAUAUCCAUGCCUGUUGCCCAAUUCGCCGCCCUGAUCAAAAUUCUCCCUGAUAUUGAGGAAGCUCUCAAGGGACAGGGCGAGUCACUGCCCAGACCAGCGUACUCGGGGGAUGGAGCCCAGUCCGAUGGCGAAGAUCAAGACAAGCCAAACAAGAGUUCCAGCCCUUCAAAGCCGAAUAUCGAGGCUACCAGUGAAGAGGAUAGUGAGGCAUAA